GGAACCCUGUUCUUGACGACAACUCGGUGCGUCGACCCGAACAGGGGCCUUUCUGGCAUAUUGGCUGGCAAAUCCGGGGUCCGCUGAAAGCCCAGGUGUUGUCCAUGCUGGAGCUGGUCCACAUGUGGACGGCGAUCCCUCUCGCUUGGUACAGUGGCAAGGAGAGCGCCUUGAAGAAGCGCCGCAUCUUCUCGCUCAUGGUGAGGUCGGUUCCGCCGUUUUGCAGUGUCUGCUGGGCACACAUCGUCUUGAGCAAUUGGUUCAUCGCCGUUCUCUUGAACCUCAUCUGUGUGGUGCAUGACUUAUACUGGAAUUGGCCACCUCACAACGAUGAGUGGUGCCUGUCGUUCAC
This is a messenger RNA of Symbiodinium sp. CCMP2592, 352 nucleotides long. The record is from the annotation of a GenBank genome assembly. NCBI's taxonomy places the organism in Eukaryota, Dinophyceae, Suessiales, Symbiodiniaceae.